Molecule: messenger RNA, 2040 nt
Organism: Penicillium subrubescens
Lineage: Eukaryota; Fungi; Ascomycota; Eurotiomycetes; Eurotiales; Aspergillaceae
Product: flavin monoamine oxidase family protein
Exons: 1
Coding region: 1-2040 (679 amino acids)
Biological process (GO): amino acid catabolic process
Molecular function (GO): polyamine oxidase activity; L-amino-acid oxidase activity
Source: RefSeq, a predicted model, not a curated record
AUGCGAGGCUCUAUUGGCCACGCCCUAGUCGGGCUAAGCAUCUCGGGUCUUGGCCUCACAGCUGCCGUACAACGCGAUAUCGAGAUCGUCCGGUUUCAUGAUCUUGGCCCUGUGACAGCCGACUCUCUGCACAAUAUUCAUGUCGAAUUCCUCGAUGACUCCUUUGAGGGACACUUGAAGCUGGUAUAUGGAGACUGUGGCAUGGAAAGUCCCAUGCACAGUCACCAUGACAUUGGCAGCCUCUUUAUCAAACGAGAGGCAAAGCCAGACCGUUUUGUCUGGAUAACUCCCGAAGAUGCGCCUCAUGCGCACUGUCUCCAUGCAUUCUCUGGAUCGACCCUGCUUGGUCGUUCUUCACCAGUCAGCGUGGCCUCGCCCAUCGCCAAGCGCGAGAGUAUCGCCGAUGUGGCCGAUGCAAUGGGUCCCUGGUUCGACGGUGUCGCCUAUAUGAAGUCCAAGAAGAAUAAUAAGGCCUUUAUCACCAAGGCAAAGAACACCUCAGUUGCUAUCCUGGGCGGAGGCAUGUCUGGCCUCAUGACAAGUCACCUACUAGAGUCCGUCGGCAUCCACAACUGGCACAUCUUCGAGUCCUCGGAGCGAGUUGGCGGACGUAUUCGCACCAAAUACCUCAACAACACUCGGCCGGACCAAUACCAAUACCAGGAAAUGGGACCGAUGCGUUUCCCUGUCAGCAUCAACUAUGCAGACACCAACGAGACCCUCGAGAUUAUGGAUCACCGCAUGGUCUUCCAGCUGGCUGGCGUGCUCAACGAGAUGAACUCUGAUCGACCUGAUCUGCAAGUCAACUUCAUUCCUUGGGUGCAAAGUAGUCCCAAUGUUCCCGCUUCAUCAGGUGGCAAUCGCCUACCAAAUGGCCGUAUUCCCACUGCAGCAGAAGUCAAAGCCAACUCGUCUCUUGUAUACACAGCGGCAUCAUCUAAUGCAACUGCCGUCGCUGAUGCCGAGGCUGCGUAUGCAAACUAUACCAAACUGGAAGAUCGUGCCACCAUCCAAGCAAUCGCAACCAAUAUGUACCAAGCUCACAAGAAAGCCGUGGAAGAUGGCAUGUUCCACUGGUCUGAAGCUGGGUAUCUGCGCUAUGCCCUGGGUUACAACGCAAACAUCAGCGAUUAUGUUGCAGGAACCACCGACUCUCCCAUUUGGGGUGACUUUUACGACGACGUCUACUUUGCCGCAACCAAGUGGCGCACCAUUGACAAGGGUCUUGAAUCCCUGCCUCGUGCUUUCUAUCCUCAUGUCGCUGACAAGGUCACUUUCAACCGCACCAUUCAAAGUCUUAUCUACAACGAGACGACCGAGAAAAUUUCUGUCGCAUGGAGAGACGACCCGCUGCAGAUGAUCCCCAAAACAGCCGAAUUUGAUUACGCAGUCGUUGCAGCACCAUUCAGCAAGGUCCGGCUCUGGGAUCUGCCCAGAUACUCCUCCCUGUUGAGUCGUGCCAUUUCCUCGCUGAACUACGAUCCUGCUUGCAAAAUGGCACUGCUGUACAAGACCCGAUUUUGGGAACACAUGGAGAAUCCCAUCUUUGGUGGAUGCGGUUCUGUCGAUGUUUCUGGCGUAGGAAGUGUCUGCUAUCCUUCCUACAACAUGAACGGCACCGGACCCGGUGUUAUUCUCGCCUCGUAUAUCUCCGGCACAGCGGCGCGCUCGACCGCAGCUCUCAACCCCGAAGAGCACGUCGCUCUCAUUCAGCGUACCAUGGUCGAAGUGCAUGGUGAUAUUGCUGCUGAGCAGUUCACUGGUAUUUACGAUCGACAGUGCUGGGAGUUUGACCGUCAUCAGGCUGGUGCUUGGGCGGAUCCGCUUGUUGGCCAGCAGGAGCUGUACCUGCCGGCGUACUAUCAGACAGAGUUCAAGACAAUCUUCAUCGGUGAGCACACGAGUUAUACACAUGCUUGGAUCUUUUCGGCUCUUGACUCCGCGGUGCGUGGAACGACUCAGCUGCUGCUUGACCUUGGCCUUGUUGAUGAGGCCAAGUCUAUCGUGGAGACUUGGAUGGGUAGGUGGAUCAAGUUGUAA